Plasmopara halstedii is the source of this 1482-nucleotide messenger RNA. RefSeq names its product glutathione-disulfide reductase. The record is from RefSeq and is a predicted model, not a curated record. Bases 1 to 1482 code for a protein of 493 amino acids. Gene Ontology annotation, biological process: cellular response to oxidative stress; glutathione metabolic process; cell redox homeostasis. Gene Ontology annotation, cellular component: cytosol; mitochondrion. Gene Ontology annotation, molecular function: flavin adenine dinucleotide binding; glutathione-disulfide reductase (NADPH) activity; NADP binding. NCBI's taxonomy places the organism in Eukaryota, Oomycota, Peronosporomycetes, Peronosporales, Peronosporaceae. The transcript has a single exon.
AUGAGUACUGACAUGGUAUACGACUUUAUGGUUAUCGGAGGUGGUAGCGGUGGCAUGGCCUCCGCUCGUCGUGCAGCCACAUGUGGUGCAAAGGUUCUCGUUGUUGAACGUGGCCGAGAAUUUGACGGUAUGGGUCUUGGUGGCACGUGUGUGAACUUUGGCUGCGUACCCAAGAAAGUUAUGUUCAAUACAGCUGUACACGUGGAACAUUUAAAUCGUAACAAAGACUAUAGUAUCAACACUUGUGCCAAAGACUUUGAGUUUGGUGACUUUGAUUGGGCCAACAUGAAGACCAAACGCGACGCGUAUAUUCAACGAUUAAAUGGGAUUUACGAACGAAAUCUUAGCAAUGCUCAAGUAGAUGUAAUUCAAGGAAUCGCGAAAAUUGUCGCGAAAGACAAGAUUCAAGUGGCUGGCCAUAUAUACACUGGCAAACACGUACUUGUGGCUCCAGGUGGUGUCCCAAAUAUCCCAGAUAUACCCGGUAAAGAGCAUGUUAUUGAUAGUGAUGGAUUUUUUAAACUGGAGCAACAACCCAAGAAAGUGGCUGUUGUCGGCGCUGGCUACAUUGCUGUCGAGUUGGCAGGCAUCUUCAACAUGCUAAAGAGUGACACAACGCUCUUUUGUCGACAUGACCAAGUAUUACGAAAGUUUGACCCAAUUGUGCGUGACCUUGUCAAUGAAGAGAUGGAGAAAGCAGGAGUUGAAUUUGUACGGAACAUGUCUGCAACUCGUAUUGAAAAAUCGAAUGAUGACAAGUUAACGUUUGUGGUAACUAUGAAUGGAGAAGAACAAGAAUUUACAAAUUUUGAUACGAUCUUGUUCGCUGUUGGCCGGGUACCACGUACCAAAGAUCUUGGUCUCGAAGAAAUUGGUGUCAAGCUUGCGGACGGCGGCUAUAUCGAAGUAGAUGCUCAAGAAAACACGACUGUGCCCGGAGUGUACGCCAUUGGUGACGUCACCGUCACUGGUUGGGAGUUAACACCUGUGGCUAUUGCCGCUGGUCGUCGUUUGGCCGACCGUCUUUUUGGUGGUGAAAAAGACGCGUGUUUAAACUAUCACCAAAUUCCAACUGUCAUUUUCAGUCACCCUCCAAUUGGCACCAUUGGAUACACGGAACCUGAGGCUAUUGCGAGGUUUGGCAAAGAAAAUAUCAAAAUUUAUACAAGCAAGUUUGUAAAUUUGCUGCAUGCCAUGGCCGAUCCGGAACGGAAGGGCAAGACAGCAAUGAAGCUUGUGACUGUUGGUGAAGAAGAAACGGUAGUGGGCGUGCAUGUAGCUGGUGAGGGCGCAGACGAAAUGAUUCAGGGCUUUGGGGUUGCGGUCAAGAUGAACGCGACCAAGGCUGACUUUGACAAUAUUGUGGCUAUUCACCCAACGGCUUCUGAAGAACUAGUGACCAUGGCACCAUGGGGAAUGAUCAAAGACAAGAUCGUGGUGUCACCAAAACCACCACGUCCCGCGCCGGCGGCCAAAAAGUAG